Penicillium macrosclerotiorum is the source of this 1620-nucleotide messenger RNA. Its product is annotated as amino acid permease. The record is from RefSeq and is a predicted model, not a curated record. NCBI's taxonomy places the organism in Eukaryota, Fungi, Ascomycota, Eurotiomycetes, Eurotiales, Aspergillaceae. Gene Ontology annotation, cellular component: membrane. The transcript has 5 exons. Gene Ontology annotation, biological process: amino acid transmembrane transport. Gene Ontology annotation, molecular function: amino acid transmembrane transporter activity. Bases 1 to 1620 code for a protein of 539 amino acids.
AUGGCUGCUGUCUCUGAUCCCGAGAAGUAUGCCUCCGACAAGGCUCCUCAGGACUAUGUUGGCGAUGUCUCUGCGACUCCCUUUGUCAACGCCGACAAGCUCGCACGCCGCCUAUCAGGCCGCCAGGUCCAGAUGAUAGCUAUCGGUGGUACCAUCGGCACCGGCUUGUUCCUGGGUACGGGCAAGUCUCUUGCUACAGGCGGUCCGGCGUCCACCCUCAUCGCCUAUGCUAUCUGCGGUGGAAUCGUCUUCGUGACCAUGCUCUGCCUGGGAGAGAUGGCCGCCUUCAUGCCCGUUGCUGGCUCAUUUUGCACAUAUGCGGGACGCUUCGUCGAUGAUGCCUUAGGUUUUGCCUUGACCUGGAAUUACUGGUUCAAUGAUGCUGUUUCCACUGCUUCGGAUAUUAUUGCCUUACAGUUGCUGCUGGAAUACUGGACCGAGAAUUUCCCAGGCUGGGCGAUUAGCUUGAUUUUCUUGGUCGUGGUCAUCGGGCUGAACAUUUUGUCCGUCCGUGUCUAUGGCGAAGUAGAAUAUUGGCUGAGUUUGCUCAAAGUGAUUACGAUUGUGAUCUUCAUUAUCAUCGGCAUUGUCGUCAACUGUGGCGGCAACACCGAUCACGAGUAUAUUGGAGGUAAAUACUGGCAUAUCGGAGAUGCACCUUUUGUCGGCGGCAUUGGUGGAUUUGCCUCCGUCUUCGUCACAGCCUCCUUCGCCUAUGGCGGCACCGAAUCUAUUGCCAUCACGGCCGGUGAAACAAAGAACCCAACAAAGACCAUGCCUCGAGUUGUCCGCAAUGUGUUCUGGCGGAUUGUACUCUUCUACCUGCUUUCCAUUCUCCUGAUUGGCCUGAAUGUGCCCUACAACUACCCUGACCUGUCGACUGGGGACACCGCCACAAGUCCGUUCACCAUCGUGUUUAAAAUGGUCGGUAGCAAUGUGGCAGGCAGUUUCAUCAACGCAGUGAUCAUGACAUCCGUAAUCUCUGCCGCCAACCAUGCCCUGUUCGCCGGAUCCCGUCUACUGUAUACCCUCGCUGUCGAUGGCUACGCGCCUAGUUUCUUCGGCAACUUGAACCGCUUCUCUGUUCCUUGGGUCGCCGUGCUGGCCACCUCCGUCAUCAGCGGCCUGUGCUUUGGCGCGAGCUACAUCGGCGCUGGCCAGCUUUGGUCCUGGCUGCAGAACAUUGUCGGCGUCUCUAAUCAGCUCUCCUGGAUCUGCAUUGGCCUCGCCUCGCUCCGCUUCCGCGGCGCCAUCCGCUCCCAGGGCCUGGAGCACCUUCUUCCAUUCAAGAACUGGACCUACCCCUACGGUCCUAUCUUCGCAGUCGGACUGAACAUUGUCCUAGUCCUCGUCCAGGGUUGGAGCUGCUUCAGCCCGCACUUCAAGCGCGUCGACUUCGUCUCGCUCUACAUCGAAAUCCCGAUCAUGAUCGUCAUGUUCCUCGCGUGGAAGCUCAUCAAGCGCACGCACUUCGUACGUAAAUCCGAGAUGGAUCUCCGCACGGAUCGAUAUGACGGCGGCCAGGACGAUAACAAUUAUCCCGAAGAGGUUGCACUCGAGACAAAACGGAAGGGCAUUGUUGGCAAGCUACAGCGCAUUGGACAAUGGCUGUUCCUCUAG